UUAAUGAGGGAGAUCAAAAGCUUGGGGCCCAACUGAAGCACAGAAUUUGUGGGGUGCAGAUUGUCCUCUUGUUAUGCUGGAGAUUAUUCUGUGCAAAGAUAAGAAAAGAAAUAGGGGAGCGCAGGUAGACCAUACUCAAGAGGUGGAAAUAGGCAGUAUGGGUGCUGAAGACACACCUCAGAGAAGCCAACCUUGUUAAAUUUUACACCAAAACACUGCCAUAAAUACAUUUAAUAUAUGUGUUAAAACAUGUAUUUAAAAAAAUCAGAAAGCGAUUUGAAGGUUAAGGGGGAGUGCCGCCUUUCGCCAUCAAGCGGAAUUACAAGUUUUCACACAUAAUUUCGUAAAAGGUAGGUCACACAGAAUUUGUAGGAACGCAGGGAUUGCGAGACUAAAAACAAAAUCUUCUUCUUCAGCCUUGCUUCAUGAUGUGGGAAUGGUGCAGGUACGUUUGGGCACACUGCCUGUCCUGACAGUUUAUACCAAGGAGCUGUAGUGGCAGCUGCAGCUCCGCCUUCUAUGAUGACAGUAAGCGGUGAGCAGCGAGCGCUGCACGUCGCUGGCAAACUGCCCAGGACAGGGCCAACACUGACUGCACGGAAUGGAAGACCACAUCUCAGGAGCAGCAAUACUCUGCACCGAGUGCCACACAACAUGAGCCUGUGCUUCUUGCUCCUGCUCUCCUUAGUAUCUAUCGCACACGAUGAAGAUGUCAUGGAACCCCAUAUUGAUGUGCAGGUGGAAGUGGAAAACUCUACUACUAUCCAUGUUAAGUGGGACUCACAUCUUCAUUCCGUAUUGCAAUGUGUUCUGGUCAUCUUCGUGAAAGGAAGCAAGGAAGAUGAGAUAUUUUUACUGCCCAGAAAUGGAAGUUUGAAGCUAACAGAUCGUAAGACUGGAACUCUUUACACUAUCAAUGUCAACUGUUUCAAUGGAGAAACGAUCCUCAAGUCUUCAAAUAUCAGCAUUGAUACAGGUGUUGCACCAAGUACUCACCCUGCGACAUCACUGUACACAACAGGACCACAAACCCAGUCGACUUCAGGCAACCAUCUGAACCAUGCCAAGUUACUCAGUUCGGAUGUACUGACGGGAGCUGUGUUCGGUUGCAUUGGGGGCAUAAUCCUGAUAUAUCUGUCCUAUUCAUUUUAUAAAAAGUGGAGAAUGGAUGAAAGACUCCGAGCAUUCUUAAGACUUCGUCGCAAUGUAGAAGUGGCCCCUUAUUUCAUUUUUGGAGAGAAUGAAGAGAAUGCUGGGUGACCUGUUCAUCGUCCUGAAGAGACUUAUGCACAAUGUAAUUUUAAUGCCUUAUUUGCACAUUCUACAAUUUGGAUUGUUAACGUCAUUUAUCCAGUUAAGCUUGUUUCACAGAACUCCACUGGGCUUUAAAACAGGAUUACAGAGUCACGGAAUACGUUCAGCACAGAAGGAGGACAUUUGUAUCUGUGUUGUUCUCUAAAGAAGUGGUUCAGUAGUGUCACUGUUCUUGUAUUCUCACCAUAACCCUGCAUUUUCUUCCUUCACAGAUAAUAAUGCAGUUUCCUGUUGAAAGCCAUGAUUGGAUCUUCCCCUACCAUGUUCCCAAGCAAUGUAUUUCAGAACCUAAACACAUGCUCUGUGAGAAAGCUUUCUCCCAUUGGUUCUUUUGCCAGUUUUUAAAAACAAGUCUGUGCCAUCUGCUUCUUGAUAUAUUCCAGUGGGAAUGAUUUCUUCUGAUUCUGUCCAAACUCAUGAUUUUUAGCAAUAUAAAGUCUUCUCUGAAAUUUUUCUUCCCCAAGAAGAACAGUCCCAAUUUUUCCAUUUAUUUCUGUAACUAAAAUUCCUCACCCCUGGAACCGUUAUUAUGAAACCCUCUUUAAUGCCUCCACAUCAUUCCUAAAUGUAUCACCCAGAGCUGGACACAAUAUUCCAGCAUAUGCAGGUUUAGCAUAGCUUCCUCGCAUUUCAACUCUAUACCCGUAUUAACAAAACCAAGGAUGCUGAAUGCUUUAUUAACUUUCUUAACUUGUCCUGUCAGCUUCAAUAAUUCCUGCACAUAAGCUGUCAGGACCGUCUGCUCCUGCACCCUCUUUAGAUUUGUAGACUUUACCUUAGUUUGUCUUUUCAUAGUCAUAAGACCACAAUGACUUACUUCAAACUUCUCUAUUAAGUUUCAUCUGCCAUUUAUGUACCCAUUCCCCAACCUGUGUCUGUCUUUUUGAUGUUCUACACUAUCCUCUUCAUGGUUAAAAAGACUGUCAAGUUUUCUAUCAGCUGCAAGUUUUGAAAUUGUACUCUACAUUCUGAUCAAGGUCUUAAAUCAGGAACCAUGAGUCUUCGGCCACUCAACUAUAAACCUUCCUAGAGUCCAAAAGUACUCAUGAAAACAACUUUCUGUUUCCAGGCACUCAGCUAAUUUCUUAUUUGUGUUGCUCCUGUCCCUUUUAUUCCAUGAUUUCUAACUUUCCUCAGAGAUCUGUUGUACAGCACUUACUCAAAAGCUGACAUAAAUAGAAAUACCUUCAUCAAACAUCUCUCUUAUCUCCCCAAAAUCACAAGCAAGUUAGCUAGCCACUAUUUCUCCCCCACAAAUCCAUGUUGGCUUUCUUAUAUUCAUCCCUAUCUGCCAAAUUUACUAUUGAUUUUGUCUCAAAUGAUAGCUUCUUCACCACUGAAGUCAAACUGACUGUCCUAUAAUCCCUUGACUUAUCUUUAUACCCAGUCUGAAGAAAGGUGUAACAUUUGCAAUUUUCCAGUCCUCUGGCACCACCUGCGGAAUCUAAGUAUGAUUGGAAAAUUGUGGCCUCUGCAAUUCCUGCUGUCACUUCUCUCAGUAUCCAGAGACGCAUUUUAGCUAGACCUGGUGCCUUAUCAACUUUACAGGUAGUACACCCAAUACCACCUCCAAUUUUAGCAUGAUCUGCAGAGCUUCUUCUUUGGUAAGGAUAGAUAAAAAGUUAAUACCUUAGCUGUACCCCUUGCUGCCAUUUGUAAAUCUCUUUUUUGUUUCCAAACUGGCCCUGCUGCCUUUUUUACCAUGUUUUCCUAAUUAUAUACCCAGAGAGACUUCUGCAUUCCCCUUUAUUUAGCUGCCCCUCUUUUAUUAUACUGUCUCUUUGCUUCUAUAGUUUUUUUUAACUUCCCUUCUAAACGUCUACACUCAGCCUGGGUCUUGGCUCUAUUAUCCAUCCGAAUUUUGACAUAACACACUUCUUUAUCUUCACCUUACUUUCUAUCUCAUUUGUCACAAGGAAACUACCUUUCCCUUAAUAUGCCUUAAUUGUGCCUGAAUGAUGUCUUCUUUAAAGGGAGCUAGUUGUUUAGUUACAGAGUCUGCCAUUCUUUGAUUCCAAUUUAUGUGGGUCACAAUGAAACACCACUUUUGUCAGAAUUCAGGGUGAAUAUUGGUUUGAGAGUCGGAUUCCUUCUUUCACUCAGGACACUACUGUGCCCUUUCUCUGCAUAGUCCUAAACUACAGCGUAACCAUACUCAUUACCGUGCAAUGCAUAAAGCUCUAAGCCUCGUGGAUAUGCUGCAUUGACACCAGCUGCUUAUUUUCAUUUUCAUUUCUUUCAAGCUCUGAUGUGUGUCUGGUCCAGUUCCUGAUUCUCUCCUCAGAUAAGCAAUGGACCCCAAGCCUAGCCUUCACUUUAUCUUCUCCCUGGUCCUUCCAAUUUCUCCCUGUUCCAUUCCAGCACUAGAUUCUCCCCUUCAGAAACAAAUCAAUUUAUUUGGUUGCAAAAGAAACAAUUGGAAAUAUUCAUGCUGGGUUUUUGAUAGCCGCCGAAAGCCUCUUUAGAUCUGUAUUUGCUCACUACAAUGCUCACAAUCCUUCUGUUUGCAGUUGCUUUCAGUCCUUUUGUGAAUCAAGACAUUCUUCGUACUGAGGGUUUUAACUUCUUAACAUUUUAUUGAAAGAGGAUUCUUUCUAUUGAGCUCUCAAGGUUGAUAAGUGACAUUUUGUAACGUGUCUACUUCUGUAACUUUGUAAAAUCAAGCUAAAUAAUAUUAUCUACUAUGAUGAGAUGGAAUUUCUAAUGGACUAAUUGUAAUGUUUCAAGUGCUAUUGUCUUAAAAAUGUGUUCAUUGAA
Messenger RNA from Chiloscyllium plagiosum (whitespotted bambooshark), 4071 nucleotides. RefSeq lists its product as uncharacterized. Gene Ontology annotation, molecular function: protein binding. The record is from RefSeq and is a predicted model, not a curated record. Lineage: Eukaryota; Metazoa; Chordata; Chondrichthyes; Orectolobiformes; Hemiscylliidae.